Molecule: messenger RNA, 2101 nt
Organism: Vicia villosa (hairy vetch)
Lineage: Eukaryota; Viridiplantae; Streptophyta; Magnoliopsida; Fabales; Fabaceae
Product: myrcene synthase, chloroplastic-like
Exons: 6
Coding region: 337-1884 (515 amino acids)
Biological process (GO): diterpenoid biosynthetic process
Molecular function (GO): magnesium ion binding; terpene synthase activity
Source: RefSeq, a predicted model, not a curated record
CAUUGUAUUUUCCUUUCUAUCUAAUGGCUUUACCCAUAUUUUCAUCUCUCCCAUUUACCUUUAACAAAACCCCUUUUCCAAAAAAUGGUUCUUUAUCUCUACCAAUAUGGAACUCCAAUUUCCAUCUUCCAAUUCAAUGCAAGGCAACACAUGAAGCUGCAAAUGAUCGUAUUCCUCGACGAUCUCAUAAAGAUCGACCUUCAAUUUGGAGCCAUGAUUAUAUCCAGUCAUUAAAUAGUGAAUAUAAGUUAUGAUUAUUUAACUCUUUUUUUUCUCUGUAUUUUUAUAGUUAUUUAUUUAUUAAUGCUAACAAUUAGUUGUUAAUUAAUUAAAUUAAUGCAGGAAGAAAUAUAUGCAAAGAAAUUGAUAGUGCUAAGGGAAGAAGUAAGGAUGAUGUUUAACAAAAUGGAAAAUGAGGUUGAUCAACUUGAGUUUAUUGAUGUGUUGCAAAGGCUUGGAGUUGAUUAUCAUUUCAACAAUGAAAUAAGGAACAUGUUGGAUAAUAUUUACAAUACACAAACAUCCAAUUUGAAGAAUAAUAACUUAUAUGUCACAGCACUCAAGUUUAGACUUUUAAGGCAACAUGGCUAUGAUAUAUCUACAGAUGUUUUUGUUUGCUUUCGAGAUGAAAUGCUUGAUUUGAAGACUGACCACGCAAUUGAUGUUGAGGGAAUGUUGUCAAUGUAUGAAGCCUCAUUUCAUUCAUUUGAAGAUGAAACUAUAUUGGAUGAAGCAAGAGAUUUCACAAUAAAGUUUCUUAAAGAUUAUUUGAACAAACAUGGAGAUGAUGAUGUUAUGUCAAUUCUAAUAAGCCAUGCUUUUGAGAUUCCACUACAUUUGAGAAUUUCUCGAUCGGAGGCGCAAUGGUUCAUCGAUCAAUACCAAAAAAAUAAAAACAUGAGUCCGAUUUUACUUCAAUUCGCUAAAGUGGAUUACAACAUUCUUCAAAGCAUCUACCAAGAAGAACUUAAAUAUGAUUCAAGAUGGUGGAAAGGAACUGGUUAUGAAGAAAAGUUGACAUUUGCUAGAGAUAGAAUUGUUGAGAAUUAUAUUUGGUCAGUAGGAACAAAUUUCAAUCCAAAUUCGGGAUACUUUAGAAAAUAUACAACCAAGAUCCUUUCUUUAAUUACCACAUUGGACGAUGUUUACGAUGUUUAUGGUACUUUGGAAGAACUAGAACUCUUCACAGAAGCAAUUGACAGAUGGGAUCUAAAUGGCAUGGAUAGUCUUCCAAAUUAUAUGAAAAUAUGCUUUGAGCCAAUUUAUAACUUUGUGAAUGAAUUGGCUUUUGAUGUUCAAAACAAGAGUGGAUGUGAUAUCACUCCACACCUAAAGAAAGCAUGGAUAGAUCUAUGUAAAACAUAUUUGGUGGAAGCAAAAUGGUAUCAUAUUGGAUCUACUCCAAACUUUGAAGAAUACUUAGAGAAUGCAUGGAAAUCCAUAGGUUCAGCUGUUAUACUUAUUCAUGGUUUCUGCUAUUUUCAACCCGAAGACUCGGUUUGUGUGGAAGAAAACUUGAACAUAAUUCAUUUUUCUGCAACGAUUUUACGCCUCGCGAAUGAUCUUGGAACAUACAAACGCGAACUUGAGACAGGUGACAUUCCGAAGUCAAUUCAACUUUACAUGAACGAAAAUGAUGCUUCUGAAACGGAGGCUCGUGAGUAUGUAAAGUCCUUGAUUUUAACACUAUGGAAGAAGAUGAAUAAAGAAGCUCAUACUUCAUCUUUCUCUCGGAGUUUCGUAGAUAUUUCGAUAAAUCUUGCUAGAAUGUCAUUAUUCAUGUACCUUCGCGGAGAUGCACAUACUGUUCAAGAUUCUGAUGUUAAGAAUCGUGUAGUUUCAUUGAUUUUUCAGCAUGUUCCUAUCAUGAGUACAAUGGAAUAAUGGAAGAAGAGAAAGUAAGAGAAAGAAGAAGAGCAAUGGAAUAAUGGAAUUUGUAUCAUAUCUCUGAGAUGUUUUCCCUUUCUUUUAUUAUUUGUAUUUUACAUUCUAUGAAAUGGAUUUAUUCCAUAAUUUGUUUGUGAUAAAUAAAAGUUGUACUAUGGCAUUGUUUCAUUGAAAUCAAUAUACUAUUAUCCAUUAGUUUUCCAAGAGUUGAUAA